This is a messenger RNA of Myripristis murdjan (pinecone soldierfish), 1759 nucleotides long. It is a transcript of the gene dhrs4, whose product is annotated as dehydrogenase/reductase (SDR family) member 4. Gene Ontology annotation, molecular function: carbonyl reductase (NADPH) activity. Lineage: Eukaryota; Metazoa; Chordata; Actinopteri; Holocentriformes; Holocentridae. The record is from RefSeq and is a predicted model, not a curated record. The transcript is spliced from 9 exons. The coding region runs from base 245 to 1066 and encodes 273 amino acids.
AACAGGUUACUUUGUUACUUUGAUCUGGCGAGCUGUCCAAACAAAGAAAAUAUAGGGCAAAUGAUGGCGACACUUUGCUGAUGGUACUUUUAUUUUGAAAAGCAAUAGCCCCGUACCCGGAAGCAUUGUUGCGAGAGCGAUCUGUUGUCAAAGGUCUGUGAAAUCGUGAGUUUACCUGGAAAACGCUUUUGCAAGUUCUCCCACUGGAAAGCGACAUCUGCAAUUUUGCACGAACAGAAAGGUGAUGCUGACGAAUGCUCUCAGGUGCCUUUUGAGAAACCCCGUCGCUGGGAGAAGGAACAUGUCUCACAGCAGCCUCGCAGGAAAGGUUGCCAUAGUCACUGCCUCUACAGAUGGCAUUGGUCUGGCCGCAGCCCAGGCGCUGGGGAAGAGAGGAGCCCACGUGGUGGUGAGCAGCCGGCGGCAGGCCAACGUGGACAAGGCCGUGGCGCUGCUGAAGAGCCAGAGCAUACAGGUGACUGGGACCACCUGCAACGUUGGCUCAGGGGAAGACAGAGAAAAACUGGUAAAAAUGACUCUGGAUCAAUGUGGUGGAGUCGACAUCCUGGUGUCCAACGCAGCAGUCAAUCCGUUCUUUGGAAACAUCAUGGACUCCACCGAGGCCGUCUGGGACAAGAUUCUGGAUGUAAAUGUGAAAUCAGCCUUCCUUUUGACCAAACUGGUGGUGCCUCACAUGACGAAAAGAGGAGGGGGAAAUGUAGUGUUUGUGUCUUCUGUGGCUGGGUACCAACCAAUGCAGGCUUUGGGUCCUUACAGUGUGAGUAAGACGGCCUUGCUGGGGCUGACCCGGGCGCUGGCCCCUGAGCUGGCUCACAGUAACAUAAGAGUCAACUGUGUGGCUCCUGGAGUGAUCAAGACCCGCUUCAGCUCUGCGCUAUGGCAAAGUGAAGAAAUUGCAGAAGAGUUCAAGAAACAACUCAGCAUCAAAAGACUUGGAGAGCCAGAAGACAUCGGUGGAGUGAUCGCUUUCUUGUGCUCGGAGGAGGCUUCCUACAUCACUGGAGAGACCAUCACAGUUACUGGAGGGAUGAGCUGUAGACUCUGAAACUCCACUGGCUUCAAAAUGAACAGCAUUUGCACUUAAUGAAGUGUGUUUCCAUGCAGAUUAAUAUUUUGAUUACUGACUGAUAGAUGUAAACACCUUACUUUUCUCUCUCAAGGGUAAUACUUGUGAUAUUAUUUAAAUUUGUGAUCAAGAUAUGAGGACGCUCAUAAAACAGCUUAUCCUGAGUAAUAACACACCGUACGCACAUACUUCACACACCUUUUCUUAGAUUAUCUCAGGCAUUUUCUGAGGAUGACAUCAAAUUGUUUUCACAGGUGUCGGUUGAGCAGUUGAGGGGAAAACAUUUUUAAAGGUGUGUACAGUUGUUUAUGUGCAGCAGAUUAGGUUCAUGUGUCCAAAUGGUAGCAUUUCAAACAGUGUGUGUGUGUGUAUGUGUGUGUGCGUGUGUGUGCUGAAUGUCUGUAAUCUCAUUCCAGAGCACACAGCUGACUUUGAUGUAAUCAUCAGGUUUUUUGGGUGGCACAAAUGAGUGUCUUGUCUUUCUUUCCUCAAUCCCAACCAGAUUGUAUUUAUAUACCAACGAUACUACUGAGGAUGGCUUUAUAAUUGUUGUUUGUUUGUUGUUUGUUCAGAUAUGUUUGAAUUUAGGUUUGUUUGCACUGACAGGUUGGGAAGCCUGAAGUACAACAAACAAACCUACAAUGUGUAUUAAAAUCGGAGUGAGUUCCCUUC